Molecule: messenger RNA, 2765 nt
Organism: Electrophorus electricus (electric eel)
Lineage: Eukaryota; Metazoa; Chordata; Actinopteri; Gymnotiformes; Gymnotidae
Gene: nup58
Product: nucleoporin 58
Biological process (GO): nucleocytoplasmic transport
Cellular component (GO): nuclear pore
Molecular function (GO): structural constituent of nuclear pore
Source: RefSeq, a predicted model, not a curated record
CCGAUGUUCCGUCAACACGAGUGGUAGCAGUGGAAGAAGAGAAGUCGAGCGCGGAAAUAAAUUUGAGAUUUUUUUUCGAAAAAAACAUCUCCGUAAAAAAGUUAGCUAUGUGUGGUUUUAUUGCAGAGAUGUAAAUUUCGCGUACAGUCAGUGAAGUCUGCAGGCUUAGCAUAUGAAGUUUGCUUUAUUAGUAUGAUAGUAGCUGCAUGUUUUAGCUCUGGGGCCUCCACGAGGUUGGAGCGAUAGCAAGCUUGCAAGCCAGGCUCUGCUUUCUUCUUUUAACCUUUAAAGUAAAUAAACAAAACCCAAAAUGUCAGGAUUUAACUUUGGAACAAGUACCUUGGGCUCAACUAACGUUGGCGGGAACUUUUCAUUUGGAGCGGCAACCAGCGCCCCUGCUUCAGGCACUGGCGGGUUCAGUUUUGGGGGUCUGGGUGCAGUGACCUCCGCACCAGCCGCUACCACAACCACCUCCUCUCUAGGCUUUGGGGGCAGCUUGUUUGCACAGAAACCAGCAAGUGGGUUCUCCUUCAACACACCUGCUUCAGGGGCUGCUGCACCAUCUACUGGCCUGACUUUAGGAACUCCGGCUGCAUCCACUGCUGCAUCAACGGGCUUCGGCUUUGGAAAACCGGCUGCAUCGGCAACCCCAUUCUCCCUGACCACUACGACCAGCUCUGCCCCCGCGGCUACAGGCCUGACGCUGGGCUCCAUCCUCACGUCUGCGGCCCCUCAGACCGGCUCGACAGCCUUUUCCCUCAACCUGGGAGGGAUGGCAGCUGCCUCCUCUGCUCCGGCUGCCGGCCUCACCCUUGGCUCUUCUCUCUUCUCCAGCUCUGCCUCAACAGGUUUAGGACAGCCCACUCUUGGGGGAGGCUUGAGUCUUGGUGGGUUGCUCUCGACCUCCACCGCAUCGACGGCCCCAAUCGCACUCGCACCCAGCAUGGGCCUGGGUGGAGUGGACUUCAGCACCUCCUCAGAGAGCAAGAGUGAUAAGUCAUCCAGUACUAGACCCGAAGACAGCAAAGCUCUCAAAGACGAAAACCUCCCUUGCCCGAUCUGUAAUGAUGUGGACAACUUCCAGAAGUUUGUGAAGGAGCAGAAGCAGGUUCAGGAGGAGAUCAGCCGCAUGUCCUCCAAAGCCAUGCUCAAGGUGCAGGACGACAUCAAGAGCCUGAAGCAGCUGCUGUCGAUCAGCAGCAGUGGGCUGCAGAGAAACGCCCUCUCCAUAGACAAACUCAAGAUGGAGACCGCCCAGGAGCUGAAGAAUGCUGACAUCGCUCUCAGAACCCAGAAGACACCCCCUGGGCUGCAGCAUGAGAACAGCGCCCCCUCUGAUUAUUUCCGCGCUCUGGUGGAGCAGUUUGAGGUGCAGUUGCAGCAGUACAGGCAGCAGAUCGAGGAGCUGGAGAACCACCUGACGACCCAGAGCAGUGGCUCCCACAUCACCCCCCAGGAUCUGUCCCUGGCCAUGCAGAAGCUUUACCAGACAUUCGUGGCGCUGGCUGCUCAGUUGCAGGCCGUCCACGAGAACGUAAAGGCGCUGAAACACCAGUACCUGAGCUACCGACGGGCCUUCCUGGACGACUCGACAGACGUGUUCGAGCUGAAGCGAGCAGCUGGCCGCAAGCCUCAGGGAGCGCCGCGAGUCACCACAGGCCCAGCCCCCUUUGGCGCCGUCCCCAACGCGGCAGCUGUCGCCAUGGCGGCCACGUUGGCGCAGCAGCAGCAGCCCGCCCCAGGGACGCAGGCGCCCAUGGGCGCGAGUUUUGGCACCCCCUUUGCCUCGGGCAUGGGCACUAGUAUGGGCUCUACCAGCCUUGGAGCUUUUGGUAGCGGCGUGGGGUUCGGGGCCAUGGCAGCAGGAGGCUCAUCGUUCGGUUUUUCCGCUAGCAAGCCAUCUGGAGGGAGUCUGAGCGCAGGGUUUGGGAGCUCCAGCACCUCAGGCUUUAACUUCAGUAACCCAGGCAUCAACGCGUCGGCCGGGCUUACCUUCGGGGUGUCCAACACCCCGACCACAGGCUUCGGCACAGGAGGCACUCUUUUGCAGCUCAAAAAGCCCCCAGCGGGCAACAAGAGAGGCAAGAGAUAAAACGGCCAGCGUGACGGGGUUAAUGGGAAUAUGCAUUUAGGCCACAGGGAGUCAACGUUAGUUACAGAUCUCUGUACCUUUUGGUGAGCGUGCUUAAGGGACAGCCAUCUUAUUAGCACACUUGAUGUUUUUGCGUUUUGCCCAUCAAAGUGUCCUGUACUUUAAGAUUAUUUUCUGUGUAUUUUCUCACUGAUUGUGUGAUGCUACACUGACACUCUGCUAGUGUGUGGGACUGGCAACCUCGGGAGUGUUGAGGUGAUGCAGGAUGAAUUUUACCACCCACUGCAGUUGAUGGAAUGAGGGGAAGAAAUGCUGAAGAAGCCUCAAUGUAGAGCUGUUUGGUUUUGCGAAUAAUUGCAAUCUCAGCCAUUCUGUGUUUGUCACAUUGUUUUUGCUCUUGUGCCCUGUGACUGUAUGCGUGUCAGUCCAUCUAGCAUGUUAACUAUUCUUCUCAUUCACAAUCGGAUAAUGAUUUGUUCUUUCUCCUCAAAGUGUACCAGAAGGUGAAGGCAAACAGUGUGAAAAAUGUUUACUUUGUGUGCCUCCAUUUGCUGUUUUGUUUUGCCUGUUGUAUUGUCAAUUACCAAAUAGUAACUUUCUAGACUUUGUGUGCAAAUCGUUAUUUUUUUCGACUUCAAAGAGGUUUAAUAAUAAAAGGAAGAGAUUUCACUAA